Messenger RNA from Eutrema salsugineum, 681 nucleotides. RefSeq names its product peptidyl-prolyl cis-trans isomerase FKBP12. The coding region runs from base 96 to 434 and encodes 112 amino acids. Gene Ontology annotation, molecular function: peptidyl-prolyl cis-trans isomerase activity. The record is from RefSeq and is a predicted model, not a curated record. The transcript is spliced from 5 exons. Lineage: Eukaryota; Viridiplantae; Streptophyta; Magnoliopsida; Brassicales; Brassicaceae.
GAACGCAUAAUAAGCGUCUCGAGAUUCGAAGCUACGACAAAGCGAAACAGUGACGAGAGAGAGAGAGCGAAGAGAAGGGAAAGAUUAAGCAAGCGAUGGGUGUGGAGAAGCAAGUCAUCAGACCCGGCACCGGUCCCAAACCCGCUCCGGGCCAAACCGUCACCGUCCAUUGCACCGGAUUUGGGAAAGGUGGUGAUUUAUCCCAGAAGUUCUGGAGUACAAAGGACGCUGGGCAAAAACCUUUCUCGUUCCAAAUCGGUAAAGGUGCUGUGAUCAAAGGAUGGGAUGAAGGCGUUAUUGGAAUGCAAAUUGGAGAGGUUGCUCGCUUGCGGUGCUCACCGGAUUACGCAUAUGGCGCUGGUGGAUUUCCGGCAUGGGGAAUCCAGCCAAACUCGGUUCUCGACUUUGAAAUCGAAGUAUUGAGCGUGCAGUGAUGAUCUCUCCAGCUCCAAAACUGUGAGAAAAUUAUUAAUCUAUAAACCACAAAACUUGAAUGUUAAAUUACCAAGUGGUAGUAUCUUUAUUGCUUCUGGGAUCUUAAUGAAACAAACUUUGUGAUGUCACUUGUCAGUGCUUUUUUAAACUCUUUGGACAACGUUUUAUCUAAAUAAAAGACUCGUCUCUUGUUUUCAAUCCGAAUGUAUGUUUUCUUGCAGUUAUUAUGAUAUUAUUGUUGUGAUA